Molecule: messenger RNA, 7731 nt
Organism: Manis pentadactyla (Chinese pangolin)
Lineage: Eukaryota; Metazoa; Chordata; Mammalia; Pholidota; Manidae
Gene: ZNF827
Product: zinc finger protein 827
Exons: 14
Coding region: 564-4583 (1339 amino acids)
Biological process (GO): regulation of gene expression
Cellular component (GO): nucleus
Source: RefSeq, a predicted model, not a curated record
CCUGUGUGUGUGUGUGUGUGUGUGUGUGUGUGUGUGUGUGUGUGUGUGACAGAGAGAGCGCGCGCGAGAGGAGAGAGCGAGAAAGAGAGAGAGCAAGAGCGAGCUGCGAGCCGGGCUGCCGCCGCCGCUGCCCUUUGAUCCCGACAUUAGUGUUAGGGGCUCGGAGAUACAGCGCGCGGCCAUAGACACCGCCGCACCGGCGCUCAUUUAUUUAUGCCUCCCAUCACACACGCGAGCACAGGACACACACACACACUCACACCUAUUUGAUCCGUUUCCAUUGAAGAACAUUACGCUCGGGGACAAGCCAGGUGCACGACCAAAAAUUAAAAAAAAAAAAAAAAAAGGAAAAAAGAAAGGAAAGAAAAGAAGAAAACCCCUCUUCUGGCUCCAGGAAACAAGCUUCAGCCCAUUGCACACACCGGAGAGAAGGGGUUUCCCCCUGCCCGCCCGCCCGCCCCCCAACUACCUCCCAGCUCCUGCCAGUGUCUGCCUCUCUGCCCCCACGGGGGUUUAUUUGAUCUCACAUUAACCAAGGAGGAGAAUGUGAGAAAAGGGGGAAAAUGCCCAGGAGGAAGCAGGAGCAGCCCAAGCGCCUUCCCUCACAUGUUAGUAGGCAGGAAGAGGCGGAGGGAGAACUCAGUGAAGGAGAGCACUGGUAUGGAAACUCCUCAGAGACUCCAUCAGAAGCGUCCUAUGGAGAAGUGCAGGAGAACUUUAGGCUGUCCCUGGAGGACCGGACACAGCAGCAGUCCACCUCCCCCGACACCUCCUUGGGCAGCGCGACCCCCAGCAGUCACACGCUGGAGCUGGUGGCGCUCGACGGUGACGUCCUGCGAGACUCACUGCAGUGUCAAGACCACCUGUCCCCUGGCGUGGCGUCUCUGUGUGACGAUGACCCCCCAGGCCCCACCAAGCCCCUGAGCAGCAACCUGAGGCGGCUGCUGGAGGCCGGGUCCCUCAAGCUGGGUGCCACAGCCACGGCCAACGGCAGGGUGGAGUCCCCGGUGACCGUGGGCGCAAACCCGUCCUUUUCCCCGCCGUCCCACCAUGCCCAGCAGCUCAGCGUUCUCGCCAGGAAGCUCGCCGAGAAGCAGGAACAGAACGACCAAUACACUCCAAGUAACCGUUUCAUAUGGAAUCAAGGUAAGUGGUUGCCACACUCAACCACCACCUGCGGCUUGUCCCCAGAUUCAGCCAUCCUGAAACUGAAAGCGGCAGCCAACGCCGUUCUGCAGGACAAAUCUCUCACCAGGACUGAGGAGGCCGUGCGAUUUGAGUCCUUUUCCUCCCCUUUUAGCUCCCAGUCUGCCAGCUCCACCUUGGCAGCUUUGUCCAAGAAAGUCAGCGAGAGAAGCUUGACUCCUGGCCAGGAGCACCCGCCUCCGGCCAGCUCUUUCCUUUCCCUGGCCUCCAUGACCUCCUCGGCGGCCCUCCUGAAGGAGGUGGCAGCGAGGGCCGCGGGGAGCCUUCUGGCCGAGAAGCCGUCCCUGGCGCCCGAGGACCCCCCGCCGCCGCCCUCGGAGAAGCAGCAGGAGAAGGUGACACCGCCGCCACCGCCGCCGUCCUUGGAAUUACUGUUACUCCCAGUUCCCAAGGGGAGAGUGUCUAAGCCCUCCAACCCAGCCUCCGAAGAGGAAAGCGGAAAGCCUUUCCAGUGUCCAAUAUGUGGUUUGGUUAUAAAAAGGAAGAGUUACUGGAAGCGGCACAUGGUGAUUCACACAGGUUUAAAAAGUCAUCAGUGUCCACUCUGUCCAUUCCGGUGUGCUCGCAAGGACAAUCUCAAAUCCCACAUGAAGGUUCAUCAGCACCAGGACCGGGGAGAGACUUUUCAGUGCCAGCUAUGCCCUUUCACUUCCUCACGCCACUUCAGCCUGAAACUCCACAUGCGUUGCCAUCAGCACUUCCUGAGGACAGAAGCCAAGGUGAAGGAGGAGAUCCCAGACCCAGAUGUCAAGGGAUCUCCCCACCUCAGUGACAGUGCCUGCCUGGGGCAGCAGAGGGAAGGAGGAGGGACAGAGCUAGUGGGGACCGUGAUGACGUCCAGCACUCCAGAGAGGACUAGCCAGGGUGGGGCUGGCGUCUCGCCUUUGCUGGUGAAGGAGGAGCCCAAGGAAGAUAACGGCCUGCCAACCUCCUUUACUCUGAAUGCUGCCGACAGGCCGGCCAACCACACAAAGCUGAAAGACCCCUCCGAGUAUGUGGCCAACAGUGCGUCAGCAUUGUUCAGCCAGGACAUCUCUGUUAAGAUGGCGUCUGAUUUUCUCAUGAAGCUGUCAGCUGCAAAUCAGAAGGAGCCCAUGAAUCUAAAUUUUAAAGUGAAAGAGGAGCCUAACGAAGAGGAGGCCUUAAGCAUCACGUUGCCUCGGUCCAGCUAUGUGUUCAGCCCGGAAUCAGAAGUGACAGCCCCGAGCAUCUCUGAGGACCUCCAUAAGCCCCAGGAAGGGAAGGGGGCUGUGCUAAGGCAGGAUAUGUCAGUCAAAGCAGCGUCUGAGCUUCUUAUGAAACUAUCAGCGGAAAGCUACAAGGAAACUCAGAUGGUGAAGAUUAAAGAGGAACCCAUGGAGGUUGACAUCCAGGACUCCCAUGUCUCGAUAUCACCCAGCCGGAAUGUUGGCUAUAGCACUUUAAUUGGGCGAGAGAAAACCGAACCCUUACAGAAGAUGCCAGAGGGCAGAGUGCCCCCAGAGAGAAACCUCUUCAGUCAGGAUAUCUCUGUGAAGAUGGCUUCUGAGCUUCUCUUCCAACUGUCAGAAAAAGUGAGCAAAGAGCACAAUCACACAAAAGAAAACACCAUCCGGACGACCACCAGCCCUUUCUUUUCAGAAGAUACAUUUAGACAAUCACCAUUCACCUCCAACACAAAAGACCUGCUGCCCAGUGAAUCUGUGCUUCAUGGAAGAAUAUCAGCUCCAGAAACAGAAAAGAUAGUUCUAGAGGCAGGAAAUGGAUUGCCAUCCUGGAAAUUCAACGACCAGCUUUUUCCCUGUGACGUGUGUGGGAAGGUGUUCGGCCGACAGCAGACGUUGUCGCGACAUCUCUCGCUGCACACAGAGGAAAGAAAAUACAAAUGCCACUUGUGCCCCUAUGCUGCUAAGUGCCGCGCAAACCUCAACCAGCACCUGACUGUCCAUUCAGUGAAGCUGGUGAGCACGGACACUGAGGACAUUGUCAGCGCCGUCACCUCCGAAGGCAGUGACGGGAAGAAGCACCCUUAUUACUACAGCUGUCACGUGUGCGGAUUUGAGACUGAGCUCAAUGUCCAGUUUGUCAGCCACAUGUCACUCCACGUGGACAAGGAGCAGUGGAUGUUUUCGAUCUGCUGCACCGCCUGCGACUUCGUCACCAUGGAGGAAGCAGAGAUAAAGGCUCACAUUGGUACCAAGCACACAGGAGAAGAUAGGAAGACACCCAGUGAAUCAAACAGCCCCUCUUCAUCCUCUCUCUCAGCUCUGAGUGAUUCAGCCAACAGCAAAGAUGAUUCAGAUAGCUCUCAGAAAAACAAGAAUGCAAACAACCUACUGGUCAUCUCUGUUGUGCCUGGGAGCCAGCCCUCACUGAACAGUGAGGAAAAGCCAGAGAAAGGGUUCGAAUGCGUUUUUUGCAACUUUGUCUGCAAGACGAAGAAUAUGUUUGAGCGCCAUCUGCAGAUCCACCUCAUCACCCGGAUGUUUGAGUGUGACGUGUGCCACAAGUUCAUGAAGACCCCCGAACAGCUGCUGGAGCAUAAGAAAUGCCACACUGUCCCCACCGGUGGGCUCAAGUGCCCAUUCUGCAUUUAUUCCACCAACCGCCCCGCUGCCAUGGAGUGCCACCUCAAGACCCACUACAAGAUGGAGUAUAAGUGCCGGAUCUGCCAGACGGUGAAGGCCAACCAGCUAGAGCUGGAGACGCACACCCGGGAGCAUCGCCUCGGCAACCACUACAAGUGUGACCAGUGCGGCUACCUGUCCAAGACGGCCAACAAGCUCAUCGAGCACGUGCGCGUCCACACCGGGGAGCGGCCCUUCCACUGUGACCAGUGCAGCUACAGCUGCAAGCGCAAGGACAAUCUCAACCUGCACAAGAAGCUGAAGCACGCCCCACGCCAGACCUUCAGCUGCGAAGAGUGCCUGUUCAAGACCACACACCCUUUCGUCUUCAGCCGCCACGUCAAGAAGCACCAGAGUGGGGACUGCCCGGAGGAGGACAAGAAGGGCCUGUGUCCAGCCGCCAGGGAACCAGCCGGCCCCGGGGCCCCGCUGCUUGUCAUUGGGAGCUCCCGGAACCUCCUGUCUCCCCUGUCGGUCAUGUCCGCCUCCCAGGCUCUACAGACCGUGGCCCUGUCGGCUGCACACGGCAGCAGCUCAGAGCCCAACCUGGCACUCAAGGCAUUGACCUUCAGCGGCUCCCCUUUGCGCUUUGACAAGUACCGGAACUCGGAUUUUGCCCAUCUCAUUCCCUUGACAAUGUUAUACCCCAAGAACCACUUGGAUCUCACAUUCCACCCUCCCCGGCCUCAGACUGCGCCCCCCAGCAUUCCCUCACCCAAACGCUCCUUCCUCGCCUAUCUUGGACUAAGAGAAAGAGCAGAGACUGUCUGAGGGCAGCCAUGUUCCGUACCAAAAACAAAGAGACAAGGAAACAAACCCACAAAACUUAAAACACAACCCCAGCAGGUGUAUGUUGCUGCAAAACCUACCGACCCCCAGGGCUCUUGAGCCCCGUGUGCUGUAUGUCUUUAGGAAGGAAUAGAGAAUCGGCUCUGUGUGUAUAGCCACUGCAUUGACCUGGAAGCUGCUUUACCAAUCUUCAGAGAGGUGACCUGCUGCAUACUUCUACCUUCAGAGGCAUGCGUCCCCAGCCACCCACUCCCACUCUCAGCCCUUCUCCGGACUUUUAUCUGAAAGGAAUUUUGUCUUGUUAAACCCUAAAGAGAGUGUCCUUAAUAGCAAUCAGCACUUGUAAGCUUAUAUACUGGUGCAUUUUGUUUUCUGUUGGGUGAAUGGGGUGUGUGGGCGUUUGUGGAUUCUGAAAGAGAAAGCCGUGUGUCUGUGCCAUGCCAUUACUAUUGCACAUUCUUUGUACUGGCUUCUUUAACCGCGAUGAACACUCCUUCCGCUCCAGGGGCGUUCAUCCACUACCGUCUCUCCUGAGCGCCUUCGUCACCUUUCCCUCUAUUUUAUGGCUACAGAGUGGUAGGGCCUGGUGCUUAGUCGAUGAAGGAAUGGUUGACAUCCACAGUGCUGCUUGAGAUUUCCGACAGAGGGCCAGAGACCUUGUCUGCAGAUCUUCUCUGGUUAUGAAGAUUGGAGGAAUCGAGACCCAUCUGGAAGAAAUCUCUCACAGCACUGCAGCCAACAUCACAAAACAAGUGUGUUUUGUGUAUGUGUCCACACGUAUAUGAUGUGCUUGGUACACAUACACACACACACGUGCAUCAUUUUAAGGGCAGAUUUUACAUAUAUAUAUAUAUAUAUAUAUAUAUAUGUAUAUAUAUAUAUGAUGUAUUAAUUCAGUGGUUACCAUUUGUUUGCAGGAAAAAAAAAAUUAUAUGAGUGAAAAAUUUUAUGGUUGCUCAAUCCAGCCAAGGAGAUUAAAAGGGGUUUGAUAAAUUCUGGGUAUAAAUGCUCAGACUAAAAAAAACAAAACAGCAGAUUUGCACAGUGCUUUGGUCUUGCACUAGUUUUUGUUUCUCAUGUGCAAAAAAAAAAAAAAAAGGUAAAAGAGGAAGAAAAUGUACCUUUUAUAUGGAAUGAGUAGACUGUAUGUUUGAAAAUUUUGUCACAACCUCUUUGACACAUGACGACUCAACAAAAAGGUGCUGUUUAGUCCUCCCGUUCAGUUUAUGCCCCUGAGAAGUUUCCAUUGUGUUUGCAGAUGGUCUGGCUAUAGCGGUAUUCUCCCCAUUAUUAAUAGCUCUGUAUUCCAUGUUGUUAACGCCUGGUAGAUAGAACCUGCUAGGAGGCUAACUUUAUGCUUAUUUAAAGCUCUUAUUUUGUGGUCAUUAAAAUGGCAACUUACGUGCAGCACUUUAUUGCAGCAAGAAGCAGGUGUGGAUUGGUUGUGUGGCCCUUUGCUAAUCUUAAAGAGCAAUGGGUGAUUUAAAAAGAAGAAAAGGAAGAGAAUCUUGGGCUGAAUAUGUUCAUUGCUCAUAUUUUGAAGACAACAGAAUUUCCAGUUAUAAAACAGGCUGAAAGAGCAGGAAGAAAUGUCCUUUGUGUAGUAAUGGGAAGUUCGGAAUACAAAAGUUUAUACAUUAUUUAUCUACUGAAGAACUGGUGUAUUGGAGGAAUGCUUUCUUACUGCGUUGCUGUUUUCUAUCACGUGUUAUCCUAGAGUUGGGAUUUUUUUUCAUCUGUUUCACCAGGGAAAAUAAAAGCAUCCCUCAUUUUCUUCCUCUAGUCAGUUUGCUUCACUGAAAGCCCCCUUGACAUUGGUACAGUUCCACAGGAAGCCAGAAGACUGUACCAUCUGUCCACACCAUGGUCCCCCCCGCCCCACCUCCAUACCCACCCUUCUUCCCCCAGACGUAGCAAGUGUGCUACAAUCCCCUUCGCCAGUCGUCCAGCCCUGGCAAACCUGUUUACACUAAGGAGAUGUCCCCAGGGGCAGGGAGGCCAGACCAGCCAGAGCAGGAGGCGCCCGUACCCUCUGUCACUCUCCAGCAGAGAUAUUUGUUCUUGGCUGUGUUUGAAAUGUCGUUUAACCUUGCCAUGUCAAUGUCUCAGUAAAAGACACUAUAGACAGUUAUGGACAAUACACUCCAAGAAUACUGGGCUUAAGGGUGGGUUCGUUUUUUUUAAGUCAUGUCUUUAUCCCAUAUAAUGGAGAAUGUGCCACUUGGCUAAUAAUGUGCUUUCAAAAUUACAAGUUCAGUCAGUGAUGACAGGAAAGAGGGCCACAAUGAUCCCAUAGAAGCUGGCAGAAAAGAGUCACAUGUAAGCACCAGCAGGUUAAAAACCUGAAAGGGUGGCUCUGACAUUAGGACCACAGGUUGACAGCAUGCCACUUGUGCAAUAUGAGGUCCUAGGCUGAAACUUUCAAGAUCAAAAGGGGUGUUGGAAGAAGACGUUUACUGCUCAAAUGCCAUGCAUUUCACUGCUUGCCACUGAACUUGUAUUUGAAUGACUUAGUUAUGCUUAAUGUAAUUGGGCAACUUUUUUUUAGCACUUUGGAAAGAGUCAUCAAUCUUUCUGGUAAAUUAUAAAAGUUUUCUGAGUGAGAAAAGGUGUGUUUGGAGUUUGUUUGACUUUUUAUAUUAUUGUUAUUGUUAUUAAUAAAGAAAAACCUACAGCAUUUUUCAGACUCCACCAAGAUAAUAUAUACCCCUGAAUUUGGUUUGCAGUUUGAUACUCAGGGAAGGAUGUAUUCCAUAAAUAUCCUUUCCGUGUAAAACACUAACGUCUGAGAAAUUCACCUGCCAACUAACUUCAAUUCUGUUUUCUCUAUGCAUUCUUCAAUGAAAGCUAGCUUAUUUUUCCAUGUAGUAAUGCAGUUAGAGUUCUCAGCACUUUCUUUCUUCUAUCCUUUUUUAACUCCUCAUAUUAUGUUCAGAUGAUCAUACUGUCAAGGUUUGUGUACAUUACUGAAAAUUUGUAUUGUAUAAAGCUUUUUGCAUUACAAGGCUGUACAGGGUCAUUUUGACAGUAACUGGUAUAUUCCUUUGCAUCUUCUGUUGCAUUGCCAAUUUCUAGUGUAUCCAGUUUGGAAGUAUAAUAUACUCUAAUUAAAAAGAAAAGGUUGGCUAUA